Molecule: messenger RNA, 288 nt
Organism: Zychaea mexicana
Lineage: Eukaryota; Fungi; Mucoromycota; Mucoromycetes; Mucorales; Lichtheimiaceae
Exons: 1
Coding region: 1-288 (95 amino acids)
Source: RefSeq, a predicted model, not a curated record
AUGCAACAACAAGAAGAAGAAGACCAAGACAACGCCAACAACAUCAGCAACAACAUCAACAACGGUGGUUACGACUAUGAGGAAGACUCACUGCUCCACCUGAUUGUCGGCGUCCAGUCCUAUCUGUCCGAAUUCAACACCAUGAACGUCGACAGAAACGACUCACCCUUGGUCGAUCUGCAAUACAAGAUGUACACUUACCUCAAGCAACGUGCCUGUGAGAUGGGUGUUGACAUGGAAACCGCUGCUGCUGCCCAGCAACAAGAACACCAGUUACCACCCUUUUAA